AUGUCUUUAAAGGAAAGCCACUCGUGCAAAUUUCCUGAAAACAGCGAUGCCGAUUGGACUCAGGCCAGGGUUUCGCCGGCCAAUCUCCUGCAAGUGCCGGGGACUAGCCGGCAGUCGUCGACACCACCGUCCUCACCAACUUCAAGGAGGCAAUCACAGAUCUUCGGUGUUGCUGCCGACAACGACCUUGACUCAUCAGAUGACGCAGAUCCCGCUACAGAUCCCCCCAGCCCCCCUGUGUCCCCCAAUUCACCUGUAAAGGUAACUAUAAUUCCACCUUCAGCCUCUCCCCCACCACAGGUUAAUGACACAGAUGCAGAUGAUGAUGUUCCCCCACCCAACUCUCCUGCCGCCGGACCAUCCACCACCGGACCAACAACGACCAUCGUCUCUGGACCUUCAACAACCACCACCACCACCGGACCAUCGGCCACACCUCCUCCUGCCCCAGCAGCCCUGCAGGCAGCCCCUGGUGGUGCUCAACUGCCGCAGCCUCGACCGGCCAGGCGGCGCCAGUGGGCGCUCGUUGCUGACCCUGGUCUCAUCGUCGUUGGCAAGCGGCAGAGGCGAGCGCCGGAGCGCUACCAGGCCCCUGCAGACUCCCUGCGUAAGCGGGCCAGGAGGACCUAA
Molecule: messenger RNA, 630 nt
Organism: Uloborus diversus
Lineage: Eukaryota; Metazoa; Arthropoda; Arachnida; Araneae; Uloboridae
Exons: 2
Coding region: 1-630 (209 amino acids)
Source: RefSeq, a predicted model, not a curated record